AUGUCCCUGUUUAUUCAGCAGCAAUUAGCAGUGAGCCUCACUGGAUCACCCAAAAAAGACCUGAAAGAUAUUGCCUCAUCUAUCCAAGCAGAAUAUUUCUUUUCUACAUUUAAUUUCUUUCUUUCAUUCGUCCCCCUCUUUUGUAACUUUCUUCCGUCUUUUUACUUCCUACAUCGUUUUCUCUUUGUUUUCCUUACUGUUUACUCCUUCUUUACUUUUUGCACACGUUUUUUCUCAUGUUUUUCUUCAGAACAUACGUCUAUUCUUUUCUCUUUCUUCGCUAUUACUUUCUCAUUUUCAUGUUUUCUUCUUUCCAUCUGCUUUCUUGCUUUCAUUUUCACAGUCUCUCGCAAAACACUUCAUUUCUUUUUUAAUACUCGAUGCUUUUCGGUUUUCCUGUCGACCGUUUCGCUUAUUCUGUUUUUGUCAACUGGUUCGCAGUUCCACAUGCGCAGUCAAAGAGACAAACGCCUCUCUUUUCUAUUUAAACCGUUUCUUUCAUUCUUUCUCAUUAUCUUUCUUUCUUUGAUUCUUCCUCAUUAUCUUUCGUUUUUUCUUACCACCCCACUUCCUUUCGUUCUUUCUUACGACCUCACUUUCUAUCGUUCAUUCCUAGCACCUCGCUUUCUUGCGUUCAUUCCUACCACAUCGCUUUCAUUCCAGGUCGCUUUAUUUUCGUUUAUUCAUACCUCCAAUCUUUCUUUAGGUCAUUCUUACAUACUCUUAUUUCCUACCCCCGAGCUUUCUUACGUUCAUUCCUAUAUCCUCUCUUUCCGUAAUUCCUACCUAUUUGAUUUCAUAUCUAUCUCCUAUCUCCUCGCUUUCCCACUUUCAUUCCUAUCUCCUCGGUUACUUUCGGUCAUUUCUAUCUCUUCGCUUUCUUACAUUCAUUCCUACUAUCUCGCUUUCUUAACUUCAUUCCUAUCUCCUCGCCUUCUUUCAGAUAUUCAUACCUCCUUCCUUGCAUGCGUUCACUCCUCGAUUUCUUAUGUUCAUUACUCUCUCCUGGAUUUCUUUCGGCCAUUCAUACUGCUUCGAUUUCUUUCGUUCAUUUUCUACCUCCUUGAUUUCUUACGUUCGUUUCCACUUCCAAAUUUUCUUUCGGCCAUUAUUAUUUCCUUGUUUUCAUUCAGUCAUUCCUACCUCCUAGAUUUCUUUCGUUCAUUCCUAUCUCCUCGACUUCUUAGGUACAUUCCUAACUCCUCGCAUUUUUUCGCUCAUCACUACUUCAUGGUUUUCUUUCGUUCAUUCCUAUCUCCUCGCUCUUUUACGUUCAUUCCUACCACAUCGCUAUCUUAUGGUUCAUUACUAACUCUUAUUCUUAUCUCUUUCCUUGCUUUCGGUCAUUACUAUCUACUAUCUUUCUUUAGUUCAUUCUUACCUCCUCGCUUUCUUACGUGCAUUCCUUUAUUCUUGUUUUCUUACGUUCGCUCUUUUCUCCUCGCAAUCUUUCGGUCAUUCCUAAAUCCUCGCUUUCUUACGUUCAUUCCCUCCUCCUCGCUUACAUUCGCUCCUCGCUUUAUUAUGUGUAUCCCUACCUUCUUGCAUUUGUGCGUUCAUCACGACUUCCUAGCUUUCUUUCGUUCAUUCCUACAACAUCGAUUUCUUUUUGUCAUUCCUUCGGCCUUGCACUUUCUAACUCAUCGCUUUCUUACGUUUAUUCCUAUCUCUUUGCUUUCUUUUGUUCAUUCCUACCUCAUACAUUUCUUUCGGACAUUCCUACUUCCUAGUUUUCUUUCAUUCAUUCUUAUCUCCUCUUCUUCUUACGUUAAUUCAUAUCUCAUCCUUUUCUUUCGUUCAUUCCUGACACCUAGAUUUCUGUAG
Acanthosepion pharaonis is the source of this 1824-nucleotide messenger RNA. NCBI's taxonomy places the organism in Eukaryota, Metazoa, Mollusca, Cephalopoda, Sepiida, Sepiidae. The record is from the annotation of a GenBank genome assembly.